Messenger RNA from Parus major (Great Tit), 5539 nucleotides. RefSeq names its product zinc finger protein 398-like. Bases 1401 to 3527 code for a protein of 708 amino acids. The transcript is spliced from 10 exons. The record is from RefSeq and is a predicted model, not a curated record. Gene Ontology annotation, biological process: regulation of DNA-templated transcription. Lineage: Eukaryota; Metazoa; Chordata; Aves; Passeriformes; Paridae.
UCGAUGCCUCCUCUGAGGAAUCAAAGCUGGAAGGAGCGGCCGAUCCCCCCGAGGGCUGUGUGGCCCUUCAGAGGGACCUCGGCAGGUUGGAGAGAUGGGCAAAGAGGAAAUUUCUGGAAUUCAACAAGGGCAAGCCCAGGUGCUGCACCUGGGGAGGAACAACCCCAGGUACCUACACAGGCUGGGGGUGACCUGCUGGAGCAGCUCCGUGAGAAGGAGCUGGGAGUCCUGGUGACAAUGAGCUGUCCCCGAGCCAGCAGAGUGUCCUGGGGACAAGAGGCCAGUGGGAUCCGGGGGUGCAUUGGGAAGAGCAUUCCCAACAGGCCAGGGAGGGAUCCUGCCCCUGUGCCCAGCCCUGGGAGGCUCUGGGGUGCUGUGUCCAACCCUGGCUCCUCAGCACAGCAGGGACAGGAGCUCCUGGAGCUCAGGAAGGGCCUGGAGCAUCUCCGUGCCCAGGAGAGGCUGAGAGAGCUGGGGCUGCUCAGCCUGGAGAGGAGACACAGCUGAGAGGGACCCUCAGCCCUGGGGGUCCCUGGCUGUCCCCAAGUGUCCCUGGCGGUCCCUGGGUGUCCCUGGUUGUCCCCGAGUGUCCCUGUCUAUCCCUGGAUAUCCCUGGGGGUCUCUGGGUGUCCCUGGUUGUCCCUGAGUGUCCCUGAGUGUCCCUGGCUGUCCCUGAGUGUCCCUGGCUGUCCCUGGCUGUCCCUGGCAGUCCCUGGCAGUCCCUGGGUGCAGGGAGGGUCAGAGCAGGGCCAGGUUCUGCUCCAGGCCCAGCAAUGGCACCAGAGGAACGGGCAGGGACCGAUCCCAGGAAUUCCUCCGGCACAGGAGGCAGAACUUGUGACCUGGGCAGUGCCCAGCCCUGAGCAGAGCCCAGAGAGGCUGUGGAGUCUCCCUGACCGGGAUAUUCCAGAAUUAUCGGGAUGUCAUCCUGAGCCCUGUGCUCUGGGACGGCCCUGCUGGAGCGUGGAGGUGCCACCAGGUGCCCACUGUGCUCCCUUCCAUUCUGCAAUUCUGCAAUUCUGGGAUUCUGUGUCCCGCGGGGAAGCGCCGCUGCGGUGGAACCCCUGGGUGGGUGCGGGGGGUGUUCAGCCCUUUCCCGGUGAUUGACAGCUGUCAAUCACUGCGGGGGCUGCCGGCCGGCGGGGGCCGCUGUGGCGGCGGCGGAAGCGGAGGAGGAAGAGGAAGCGGCGCUUCUUGGCGGCAAGGGGAGGCGGCGGCCGGGCACGGCAGGAGCGGCGGCGAGCGAGGGCCGCUCCGAGCCGGGAGCUCCAGCUCUCCGCUGCGGGAGGCACGGGAAGGAGCGGGCCGGCCCCGGUGUGCGGCGGCCGGAGCGGGGCUGUGGUGUCCCGCUGUGUCCCUUGGGCAGCCCCGGUGCCUGUCCCGGCUCUCCCGGUGCGGGGAUGGAGCUGGCGGGCGGCAGCACCAUCUCGCUCUGGACCGUGGUGGCGGCCGUGCAGGCGCUGGAGCGCAGCGUGGCCGCACACGCGUCUCGCCUCUUCAGCCUGGAACACCGGGCCGGCAACAGCGAGAAGAAACACCUGGACUGCGAGAAAAUGGUCGGGGAGUUCGGGAACCAGCUGGAGAGCAAGUGCGCGGCGCUGGGCACCCUCAUCCAGGAGUACGGGCGGCUCCAGCGGCGCCUGGAGAACAUGGAGAACCUCCUGAAGAACAGGAAUCUCUGGAUCCUGCGGCUGCCCCCCGGCGUGGAGGUCCCCAAGGCCCCGACUGUGGCGUUGGAAAACGAUGCCACUGGCUUUUCCUCUCAGGAGUGGGAGAACCUGGAGGAGUGGCAGAGGGAGCUGUAUGGAAAGGUGCUGACAGGGAAAAGAGAAGCCCCGGUCCUGCUGGACGAUGUCAUCUCCGAACCUGCCCUCCUGUCCCGACUCCAGGGAGGAGAAGCACCCUGCAGUGAGGAGGAGGCGGCUCCCAGAGAGAUCCCAGCAGAACCAGAGGCUCUGCUGUUUGAACUCAACGUGAGCAGCUGGGACAGCAGAGAAGCGCAGGAAAACCAGGAGGGAAGAGGAGGCCUGGCUGAACCUGGCCAUGCAGACUGCAGCAUUCCAGAGCCCAGCUUUGCUGUCACUGUGAAACAGGAAGAGGAGGAAGAGCCGUAUGCAAAGGAAAAGGCCACCAUGGAGGGCGUGGAGUUUUCUGAGCUUGCUGUGGGGCUGGACGCCGCCGGACACAACACCCAGGCCCUGGCGGAGGGCGGGAACCGGCCGAGUGCCCGGAGCUGCGAGGACCGGGAUGUGAGAGGGAAUCCCGAGGAGACCGGCACCGAAGACAGCAUAAUCCAGAUUAAGCAAGAGGAAGAGUUGUGCACUGCAGAUCAGGAGGAGGAGGCUGCAGAAGCUCCAGGAGAGCCCUGCCCGGAGAGAGGAUUUUACGAGCCUGAGGCACCCAGUCAGACCAGGAAAGGCAGCGAGGUGGAUUCCAGGGAGCUGCCAGGCACAGAGGGUGAGGACCUCCCGAGAGAUCCUGACACAGGAUUUCAGACUUAUGCAACGGAUAUUUCAUCCUGGAUUAAACAAGAGGAGGAGCCACCCUGCUCUGAGCAACAGCACUUGGAGAAAGAGGAAAUCUCUGCAGAUCCAAGUACAGAUGAAAAUUUGAGGAGAGACCAUCCAGCAGAAUGCUUAGAGAGCAAGACCUGUGACUUAGAGGUACCAGGAAGGCCGGGAGAGGGGUUUCCCAGAGAUCCCAGCCAUGGAGUGACAUGGGACAGCCAGUGGAAUUCAGAAAUGAUGGGAGCAGCCACCACAGGGAAUGGGAACAGCCUUGGAGGUGAUGCUCAGUACGAUUUCUUUCGUGCUCAGGGAAAGAGCCUGGAAAAGCAGCCCUGUGUGUACAAGUGUGAGAGAAACUGCCCACAGCAGGAGCAGCCUCAGGCUCCACAGGGAGAAGGGGAGAUGUUUCCAGGCCCCAGGUGUGAGAGGAUGUUCCCUCUGCUGCACCCACACCCAGGAGAGACGGGAAUGAGCCUGGGAGAGACGGGAAUGGGCCUGGGAGCUGCUCCCACCUCCUUCGAGGGGCCAGGCUUUGAGUGUGGAGAGAAUCCCUCGGGCACAGGCAGGCAGGACAGCCUGAGCACAGAGGAACCUGCUGAGAACGAGGAGAGCUUCCCCACGGACACAUCGGGAUCCAGCCCCUGCUGGGAGCCACCCCUGGCCCGGGGCAGCCCUGCCCAGCAGCAGAGCCAGGGCCGGGGUAAAUCCUACAUUUGCAGCGACUGUGGGAAAAACUUUGUUUGCCAUUCGUGGCUCGUUAGGCACCAGACAAGUCACACAGGAGAGAGGCCCUACAAGUGCUCCAAGUGUGACAAAACCUACAGGAGGAAGGAUUACCUCCUGAACCACCAGCGCAGGCACACGGGAGAGAGGCUUUUCCAGUGUUCUCUCUGCAGCAAAAGAUUUGUGCUCAAGAGGAGCCUGCUGAAGCACCAGGAAGGUCACAUGCAGGACACCCACGUGUCGCUGGUCAGCUGGCCCUGCAGGAACAUCAGGGACUCUGUGAUGAAUUCCAUAUAGGACGUCCCCCACAGCCCCCUCGGUGUCCCCUCGCUGGGCCAGGGUGGCACCCCUAGCUCUGUGCCAGACCCUGCUGGCAGGAGGAGGCUGUGGUGCAGCCACCUCAGGAAAAAGGAGGUGGCUGGGGGUUAUUUUCCGUGUUAGACAGCAUUCACCAGUGCCUGUGGACUUGGGGAGGUGAAGUCUGGAGGUGCUGCUGGCUGUGAGUCCAUGUGGGAAGAGAAAACGCGUUGACAUUGAACAAUUUGUGGCGUGUGUUACAAAGAAGAGUUGUCUGAACAGAGAGAAUUAUCCAAAAUGUUAUCCCAGGAGUCUGGAGUCCUUGGACUGGGCUGGGAACAAGUGAAUUAAAGGUAUUAAUUGUCCACUAAAGGAGUGAGAGGUGUCAGGAAGCGCCCACUUGGGUGAGAUGCUUUGGGAAAGGAAGUGCUGCCCCAUGGCUGGAGGAGGAAGCUCUUUUCCUCUGUGGCAAACAGAAAGAAGGCUGCAGAGCCUGGGAAUCAGCUUAUUCCCACUGGUAAAUCCUGGAGCUCCUCGCUGCUGAACCCCAAGGGAGAAUUCCUGGAGGGUGAGAGCCUUCCUGGGAGUUGUAAAAUGGGUGGGUGAGCCUGGAAUAUGGUUUAAAUUCUGCAUAGCCUUAAAGCUGUGUUGCAUUUCUUUUCCCACAUUGUUCAUGAUCUUCUGUGUGUGUUCAAUUUUCCAAAUGCUGGGAAAGCAGAACAUGGAGAUGCUGCAGAAACCUGGCAAAUAAAGAGUUAAUGAGCUGCUGGGUCCUAAACACUGAUAACAGGAUCAUGGAGAGGAGGCCAUGUGGAGGUAGGGUAGCUCUGCUCCUCCAACCUCCUCCCUCAGCUCUGUGUCCCACUCCCAAGGGGAAAGAAGGUUUGUAGAUGCCCGUGGUCAAAAUGGUGUCAGAAGAAUCCAAAAAAGCUCACCAAGUUUUAAUAGCAAAUUCCACUCUCAGCAUGGGAAUUGGUAUUUUUGCCCUUCUUGUAAAAGAAAAGAGGGAGAAGAGAGGGAGAUCAGAGGGACAAAAGGGAGGACAUCACCAGUCCUGACAGCAUCCAGGAUCCCAGAAGUGCCCCUGUGAGCCUUGGAUCACUCUUCUACAGCCAAGUUUUCCGCACCCUGGAGCUACUACUUUUCACUUUUGAUGCAAACAAGUCAGCAGACACAGUCCAUCCCUCUGGAUCAUUUUAGAAAUGGAUCAGGGGUUUUGGUUUUGAUUCCCCCAAGACUGAUCACCUUUGUUGGACACUCCAUGCUCUGUGCUGUGCAUGCUGUGCUUACCCCAAGAGCCAGAACCAAGAAUGUUUGUCCCAAAAAAGAGCUGUCCCAGCUUGGGACUCUAUUUGCUUUAGCAGAAUUCAGGGAAAGAGAAUUAUUUGAGAAUUUAGACAGGAAAAAGCUUGGUAGAGACAAACAAGACCCCAGAGAGAAAAUGAAAGGGAGGAAAAGAGGUGAAUUAUUGCUGUCAGUGAAAACUGAGCAGCUGCAGCAAGAGUUAAGGAAGAAAAGGAGGAAGACAAGCCCAAAACUGGAAAAAUCAAAAGGGCUGAAAAUAUCAGAGGGUCCCUCUCUGCAGCUUCAAGCCUCAAGCUUGUCCCUUGUUAGCCAGGUUUGGGACACAGCAGCACUUUAACUCCUUGGUGCCCGGGGUGCUGCACCCACAGCUCUCACUGGGGCCAACUCAGCUGCAACUCCAGAUGUUCCCUUUCCUGCCAGGAAUUUGCCAUUGUUGUACUUUAAUUUGAAAUGAAGGAGUGCAGGUGCUGCGUGGAGUCUCCCUGCACUGUAGCCUCUGGAAUUCUUUUGGGGUUAAGGUUGGCAGAUUCCUGUUUCUCACCCAGGAGCCAUAAAUUAAUCUGAGCAGUUUGGCACAUGAGCAUUUCCUCCAGGGAUUUUAACUCUUUGUCCUCCGGGUUCUACACCAGCAUCCUGCUAUGUUAAUACUGGAUAUUGUGCUCCCGUGUCUAUUAAAAAUUUUUAGUAAUAAAGUUUAUAAAUACAUA